CGGCUGGCGAAAGGGAAAGUUCGAGCUGCGUAGACGGACGCCGGGAAAAUUCUCCUUCGCUUUUCCGGCUCUUUUGUGCGAGUUUUCUGCGGGCUGCGUGUGAACGCACUUUUGGUUGUGGUUUCACUGUACACCCUUUACAAUUUCGAACCAUUUCUUUUCUGGCCACUCACUGUUUGCCAGCAUCUUCACCUCAUUUAAAUAUUAAUUGAGCCCCCGUUCGAAUAGCUAUGAGUGGAGAAUGAGGCAAGUGACACGCGCAUUGCCGGGUCAAAGUCAGGCCCUCCUCAUCGGCCUCAUUAUCGUCGUGUGCGCCGCAUUCAUAAUUCACAGUGAGCCCAUCCGCGAAGCGAAAGCUCAGCGGAGACGCGAACCCGGCGAGGUGAAUUCGCCGCUGGCGGUGGCAACUGGCAACGGUGCGUAUGAACGACCUUACACAAGUAAUGGCCCAGAAAAGCGUUUUGCGCAGCGUGAUUGGUUAAAUGAAAAUGCAUUUCCCGCAGUUAAUAAUGGUAAUGGAAGCAAGAAGAAUCACAAACGCAUUCCGCGCAGUGUAUUCCACGUGCGCUGGAAUCCCAACGAGAAGUUCAUCGUGGAGAGUCGCGAGAAUCCGGCCAUCAACUCCUCCAAACUGGCUCCCCAUCCGCGGCUGAAGGUCUCCAAGAACACCAAGCUCACACUUAGUCCCAAGUUGUACCUCUGCCACGACAAGCACUCGGAACUGUGCCACAACAAGACCCAGCAGUUCCGCCAGCGUAUUGUACAGACCUUCGAGAAGGCCAUGAUGGAAUCGGUCAACGAGUCGCAGGCCAAUCACUACAAUGUGGACUACAAGCCGGUCUUCGGGGACAGCUUCGAGGAGCAGUACUACCCGUCCACCUGCCUGGUAAUGGAGGCGGGCGUGCGGGUUCUGCGCCGCAAGGAUGCGCCCUUCAACAAGCUGCCCUUCGGCCGGCUCUUCCCGCGCCAAAAGCUGUUUCGCAACGUCAAGGACAUCAAGACCUGCGCGAUCGUCUCCAGUGCGGGUUCCCUGGCGGGCUCCAAGCUGGGUCGCUUUAUCGACACGCACGACAUUGUGAUGAGAUUCAAUCAUGCGCCAACGCAAGGACACGAGGUGGAUGUGGGCAGCAAAACCACAAUUCGUGUGGUGAAUUCGCAAGUGGUGACCAAGCCCGAGUUCGACUUCACCCAUGCCCCCAUCUUCCGGAAUGUCACGAUUGCCGCCUGGGAUCCGGGCAAGUAUAAUGGAACCCUGGAGGAUUGGCUCACCAGCGCGGACUACGAUCUGUUCACCAACUACGAGAUAUACAGGCGUCGGUAUCCCAAGUCCAGGGCCUUCCUCAUCGAUCCGCAUUCCGUGUGGCGGCUGUGGCAGAGCCUGCAAAUGUUUGCCGGAAACCGACCGAUAAGCAGGAAUCCACCCAGUUCCGGUUUUAUAGGAUUGGCCCUGCUCCUGCCGCACUGCCCGCAGGUGGACUUCGUGGAGUACGUGCCCUCCACGCGGCUCAAUGGCCGCUGCCACUACUACAGCAAAGAGAUGAAUUCCGCCUGCACAUUCGGCUCCUGGCAUCCGCUGGCCGCCGAGAAGCUGAUGGCCCUGGACAUGAACAUGGCGGAGGAUGACGAUAUGUCCGUCUUCCAGUUCGGCAUCCUGCGGAUCCGCAGGCCGGACAAAUUGCUCUGCGGCUUCAACUUCUUUGGCUACUGAGAUGGUGCUCAAUUCAGAGGCGAUUCCAAGGCGGAAGUGCCAGUGACAAUCCAGGUGCAUUUAAUCAAGCGGUUUUCAUCGAGUGCAAUAAACAAUUCAACU
Messenger RNA from Drosophila subpulchrella, 1810 nucleotides. It is a transcript of the gene SiaT, whose product is annotated as beta-galactoside alpha-2,6-sialyltransferase 1. The record is from RefSeq and is a predicted model, not a curated record. Bases 242 to 1708 code for a protein of 488 amino acids. Lineage: Eukaryota; Metazoa; Arthropoda; Insecta; Diptera; Drosophilidae. The transcript has 6 exons. Gene Ontology annotation, molecular function: sialyltransferase activity.